Messenger RNA from Pseudoliparis swirei, 1513 nucleotides. It is a transcript of the gene lrrc57, whose product is annotated as leucine rich repeat containing 57. Lineage: Eukaryota; Metazoa; Chordata; Actinopteri; Perciformes; Liparidae. Gene Ontology annotation, molecular function: protein binding. The record is from RefSeq and is a predicted model, not a curated record. Bases 98 to 814 code for a protein of 238 amino acids. The transcript has 5 exons.
AGAGAGAGAGACCGAGACAGACGGGGCGAGAGAGAGACAGGCAGGCAGGCGGGCAGCCGGGCAGCCGGGUGGGAGGGUUCCUGGCUCAGGGCUCCAGAUGGGGAACAGUGCGCUGAAGUCUCACCUGGAGACCUCCCAGAAGACCGGCGUGUUCCAGCUGACAGAAAAGGGGCUGCCGGAGUUCCCCGAGGAGCUGCAGAGGCUCACCGGCAAUCUGCGGACGGCCGACCUGUCCGCCAACAGGAUCGAGGUCCUCCCCGCCAACAUCGGGAACUUCCUGCAGCUCAGGAGUCUGACGCUCAACUCCAACCGACUGGCUGGUCUCCCCAGUGAGAUCGGGAAGCUGAAGAAGCUGGAGACUCUGAGUCUGAACGGGAACCGGAUCCAGCAGCUGCCCCCCAGUCUGGGCCAGCUCAGAGCUCUGAGGACCCUCAACCUGUCUGGGAACCAGUUCUCAGAGUUCCCCCCCGGACUGGGAACCCUGAGGCACCUGGACCUGCUGGACCUGUCCCGCAACAAAAUCCGCAACGUCCCCUCAGCCUUGUCCGAGCUGCAGACCAUCGAGAUCAACCUGAACCAGAACCAGAUCUCGGUGCUGUCUCCGGACGUGGCCCUGUGCCCCCGUCUGAAGGUCCUCCGUCUGGAGGAGAACUGCCUGGAGCUGUCCUCCAUCCCCCCGUCCAUCCUGGGGGACUCGCAGGUGUCCCUGCUCUCAGUGGAGGGAAACCUGUUCGAGGUCAAGGACCUCAGAGACCUGGAGGGCUACGACAAGUACAUGGAGCGUUUCACGGCCAACAAGAAGAAGUUCACCUGAAAACCUUCAGCAGUGAAUCUUAGAGUCUAGACCGUGGAGAGUCACCGGGGCAGAGGGGGUGGGGCCAGUCGAGACUCCGCCCACCACUGCAGCUUCUAUACAGAACCCCCCCUGCUGUUUCCUGAGUCGUAAUCAGACAGAUGACAUGAGGGAACCCAUUUAACACCACAGAAGAAGAACAACAGCAGCUGUGGUGGUGGUGAACCUUCAGAAUGUUUACAGGACUCGGAGACUCAGGGACUCAGGGACUCAUGGACUCAGAGACUCAUGGACUCAGAAUGAGUUCACAACUCUUAACUCAUUGUUCGACCUUUAGCUGUAAGGUGAACCCUCUGAAGGACGUGAACUGAGUUGAUAGAGAAGAAGAGUUGAAGAUGUUGACUGGAUGAACCUGAUUCCCAGAAUGCUCUUUGGUUUUAUUCAUCAGAGAAUAACUAAUUAAACUAUAAUAAAUACAUAUUUCAGCAUCUCUACAAAAGUAUUGUACAAUAGUCACCGCAAGUUAAUAUAAACAUUAUUGUUGGGUCAGUUUUGAUUAUUGAUCCUCUAACAUCCUCGUCAUCAUCUUCAUCCUCUAUACACACGAAGAACUGACUUCAUUUCAUGUUUUAUUAAACAUUUCUUGUGUUUUCUGAUUUAAUAUUUAUUGAAAUGAAUCAGCAGGUCUCAACCAAUAAAGUAAAUAAAGAAUAAAUAUGA